GUGCCAACUGUACCAACGUCAAUUUGAAAUGUCAAAACUACAUUAUUUGUAAAGAAACUAUUUAUACAAUAUUAUAUAUUGGUAUUUUUCAUCUACUAUUAUGGAUAUAAGAGCCGAAAAACUAGCAAAUGCUCGGAAAAAGUUAAGAGAUCAUCAAGUAAAGAAAACUGUAAACUUAGUUCAGCCUUCUGAAAAACAACAACAGACAACAGAAAAACCAACACCCGAAAUUGAGAAUCCUCAAAAGGCAAAUUACUAUGAAAUUCCUGAAGGACAAUUUAGUGCAGAAGGUAUACAACCUAACAUUGGAGCCAGUACACAAAACAAAAGUAUCGAUAACUUACCGGUUCAAAAUCCGGAGGUAAAUGUAACCGAAAUUCUUAUCGCUAAUAAUGCCAAUCUUGAGAUGCAAAUAAAAAAUCUUACUGAGAAGUUAGCACAUUUAGAAUAUUUGUAUGGCUCAGAAGUGUCUAGUCACAAUACUUCUAAACAAAGGAUUAUUAAUCUAGAGAGUGAACUCUCCGAUUUAUCAAGCAGAUAUUUAAAAGUUGAACAAGAUAUGCAACAGAAAAAUAGGGAAUUUAAUGAUUUACAAGUCUUGUAUAAUUCUUUUGUGGAAGCAAAUAACAAUUUAUCAGAACAAGUUGAAUUUACGAAGUCAAUGCUUACAGCAAAGGAAUCAGAAAACACUCACUUACAGAGUCAAAUAAAUAAUUAUCAUAAUCAGUUAGACUCUGCUAUGCUGCAGAUACAACAGCUGACAAAUAACAGUAGUAUUAUGCAGGCCCCUACAAACAAUUCUGUGGAAGAAAUUGAAUUAUUAAAAAAAAAGAUAUCUGCUUUAGAGCAACAAACAGUUGUCCUACAAAAAGAGAGAGAUAAUAAGAAUUCCCAUUAUGAACAUUAUGUAAAAGAAUUAACUGAACAACUAAAAAAUGAAGUAAAUAAAAAUGAGAGUCACUUACAAACAAUUCAGAACCUAUACAAUAGGGAAAAUAGUCUCAUAGAACAGAUAAGUGAUAUGGAAAUAAGACUACAAAAUUACCAGAAGAGAAUUGAAAAUGAAGUUAUAAAAGUAGAACAUGUUGAUAAUAGUCAGGAAUUACAGGAUAAAUAUAAUGAUAUCAAGAAACAGCUCGAAGAUACUAAACUGAAACUUAGCAAUCUUCAAGAGGAAUAUGCAAAAAGUAUUGAAACAAUCCAAGAAUUAUCGGCUUCUAAAGAAGUAGUUUGUGAUCAUGACAACAUCAGUAUAUCAAAAUUGAAUGCUGAUAUAGCAAGUGAUAAACUGGCAGCUCAGAGAGCAACAGAACAAAACAGAAAGUUAAAACAGGAUGUUGAGAAUUUAGAACAGGUUGUAGUUAAAAUUAAUAAAGAUAAGUUAGAGUUAACUGAAAAAUUAACACACGAAAAGCAAUUAAACAAAGAUAUAGUUUUAAAAUUGGCUGAAGUUGAAGAAAAUGCUAAAAACAUGUCAAAAUUAUUAAAAGCAAAGGAUAGCGAAAUGGUAAGGCUGCAAAAUAAUAACAGAGAAAUUGAAAAGAAAUACGAAGACAUUUUGCAAGAUAUGAAUCAUAUGAAACAUGUCACAAGCGUAGAACACAACCAUGAAGCAGUCGGCGAGAUUUCCAAUAAUAACUGUUACAAUGAAGAGACAUCACUAAUUCCAGCUCAUAACUGUAUGGAAACUAGUAACGAAAUAGCAGAAUUAGACAUAAAACAUGAACAAAAAUUUAUACCUAAAGAAGAUGCAAUGGUUAAGCUUCAAGAACGCUUUCUUAAUAUAAUGGAUGAAGUAGCAAAUUUAUCUGAUGAGAAACAUAGGCUAGAACACAUAAUUCUCCAACUACAAAAUGAAACUGAGACUAUAUGUGAAUAUGUGGCACUUUAUCAGCAGCAGAGAAGUUUAUUAAAGAAACGUGAAGAAGAAAGAAGUAACCAGCUGAAAAUAUUCCAAAGCGAAUGUGAUCUGCUCAAAUCUCAUUUGGAAGCUCUUCGUGAAUUAUUAUUACGAUUAGCAGCGGAUGAAGAAUUGGAUUCAUAUUUGAAAGACGAAGCAAGAUUUAACGAUAUAAUUAGGGUUAAAGACUUACUUGAAAAGUUGCAAAACUGUUCAUUAAUAAAUCCCAAGUACAAUACAUUAGAUCUUAAUAUUUUUUACCCUUGUAAUUGUUGCUCUGGACAACUUAUUACCAUUUAGAAUUCACCCUUAUAAUCACAUCUUUAAUUAUUCAUAUAAUCAAGCAAUAUUUAACAAAAGGAUAGAAUUUCAUAACAUAUACUCUUCAUUGCGUCUACUUGAAAAGUUAUGAAGAUUUUAUCAUUUAAUGUAUUUAUAGUGUAAAUUUGUUACAUUUGACCUGCAGAAUUGUACAUUUUGUGCAGAUUACAUUAAUUAAAUGGUAUCAAAUUUGGAAA
Danaus plexippus (monarch butterfly) is the source of this 2418-nucleotide messenger RNA. Its product is annotated as golgin subfamily A member 2. The transcript has 4 exons. Gene Ontology annotation, biological process: Golgi organization. The record is from RefSeq and is a predicted model, not a curated record. Bases 101 to 2200 code for a protein of 699 amino acids. NCBI's taxonomy places the organism in Eukaryota, Metazoa, Arthropoda, Insecta, Lepidoptera, Nymphalidae. Gene Ontology annotation, cellular component: Golgi apparatus; cis-Golgi network; Golgi cis cisterna.